GAGAGUGUCUAUAGGCAAAUCACUGCAUCUCUGCAGGUCGGCCGGGAAAGAAUACAGGACGUAAACCCGUGUACCUCUAUGCAGAGAGGCCUUAAUCGGCCUUUCAGCUGCGGGUUCUGGAGCCUAUAUCAAACGGGUCGUCUUGUCCCUGGCCGUUGAGAAUAUGGCCCUAUCAACAGCCACUUUGUCUAAGACCGAAUAGUUCAGUGCGAUAGCGUGGACGUUCUCCAAGCGGUUCUCCAAGACCCAAUUUAGUGGGACCAAACAAGCUCUCUGGAGGGCCAUUUGGAGAAGGCGAUGGCGGAAAGAUAGGGUAUUUGUGAUCGCUUAGUGCGUUAUACAAUCAUCAACAGCAAAAGCACACCGCGUUGGUUCGUUUGGACCAUUCACCAUGCAUUAUACGAUGGUUGGUCGUUUCAGACGAUGGCUGAAAAAGUCGCACGCAUCUACUGCGGCUGCGAUAUCGAAAAAACACUCAAUACAAAGACUUUUGUUAAACACAUAAUAGUGAAGAAUUCGAAAGGGGAUAAAGCAUAUUGGAAGUCAGCGCUUGCAGUUAGCGGUCUGCCUCAUCGGAAAGCUCGGUACCGGGAUCAGGGGGCUGGUGGCUCCCCUGUGCUUCGAAAAAUCCGUCUGGAUGCCUGUGGUGAGCUGAUUGUCGCGUCGCGAAAGAACAAGCAGAUGGCAGAGGUGCCGGGGACAACAAAACGACUGUGGUUGUGGUUCACGAGCGGAGGCCAAGCGCUUAAUUUAAGCGCAAUUGCCAAGACUCGCUUAUUACCAAGCACGGAUCCCUCCGAGACGCUCAUGGUGUUAUUCACCUCGGGUAGCACCGGUUUGCCCAAAGGCACCAUUAUCACACAUUCAUUGUUCGCAACUGCAAUCAACCAUCAUAGGAAAGUUUUUGGAAUUGGCCCUGGCGAGAGGGUCUAUGAUUUUACAUCAUAUAGUUUCGAUAUUGCCUGGUUCAAUGCAUUGCAAUCUUUAUCUCACGGAGCCUGCCUAUGCAUUCCAUCAGAGCAGGAAAGGAAAACGACCUCGAAGGAUCAAUAUUGAGAUUCAAGGCGACCAUUAUUCUUAUUGCGCCAUCUGUCGCACGACUAGCGUGUCGCUCUCGGAGGAGAACCUCAAAAAUGGAGCGCUUUACAAAGCUGGCCAGCCCAUGUUAGGAAAUAGAGUGUCUACGAGACUGCAGAGUGUACAGUGGUGUCGGCAGCAACCGAUCCUUAUUUGUGGCUGCCCUCUUUGAAGAUAAUGGCUAACAAACAUUAUUUAUCACAGCUCAUCAUCUUGUUAUUGAUUUUGUUCCGUGACGAAUCACUUUCGAAGAUUUUGAGAACCUAUUAACGCACCAGCCACGAGUCGAACCAGGUUCAGCGUCAUUUAUGGAAUGGUGCCGGUUGCAGAAUGAAUAUGCAUCCUCUUAUUUAGAAUCGAGCUUUGUGUUGCAUUCCAUGCCCAAGUACCCGUCUUUAGAUUACUGGGGUUUGAGGAAGAAACAAGAUGGCAAGGAGCUCUACACAAGGAAGCAAUUCUUCCUGGAUAUCCCAACGAGCAAAGCAAUUUUGGCUACUCACUUGCUCAAAAUUUUCAUGACAGAGAGCUCCUUCCCAUUUUUACCGAGGGUCAUGGACGGUUUGGUUGGUGAAAUCAAGAUAUUGAUUUAUCGCAGACGGUAAGAUGGUUCACCACAAUAUUUUUUGUCCCAAUAGACAUACGAGAAGGUGAUGAGCUGCUUGAUUUAUGAUCAAAACAAAGGACAGCAUGUGACGCAUUCCUUGCAAAGGGUGGUCCUACUUCUUGUCCAAAUACCUGAAUAUUAACGGGAGACUGGCUUUCUACAAUGACCCCAUCGAAAUCAACUUCAACUUC
Molecule: messenger RNA, 1872 nt
Organism: Nannizzia gypsea CBS 118893
Lineage: Eukaryota; Fungi; Ascomycota; Eurotiomycetes; Onygenales; Arthrodermataceae
Exons: 4
Coding region: 424-1056 (210 amino acids)
Biological process (GO): amino acid activation for nonribosomal peptide biosynthetic process; secondary metabolite biosynthetic process
Cellular component (GO): cytoplasm
Molecular function (GO): phosphopantetheine binding
Source: RefSeq, a predicted model, not a curated record